Molecule: messenger RNA, 1748 nt
Organism: Myotis daubentonii (Daubenton's bat)
Lineage: Eukaryota; Metazoa; Chordata; Mammalia; Chiroptera; Vespertilionidae
Product: glycine N-acyltransferase-like
Cellular component (GO): mitochondrion
Molecular function (GO): glycine N-acyltransferase activity
Source: RefSeq, a predicted model, not a curated record
CAUGCUUUGCAGGUCUGAGCUGUGCAUGCAAGGAUAAAGGGGAUCUUUUAGUCUGAAAAAGUCUGCUGCCUCCCAUCUGUUCCUGGGGACCAGUCUGCGUGGAGUUCACCUUCCAGGCUAAAAUACCUGCCAAGAUGCUCCACUUGCAGGGCCCACAAAUGCUGCAGAUGCUAGAAAAAUCCUUGAGGAAGAGCCUCCCUGAGUCCUUAAAGGUGUAUGGGACCAUCUUCCACAUGAACCAGGGAAACCCGUUCAAGCUGAAGGCUCUGGUGGACAAGUGGCCUGAUUUUAAUACGGUAGUUGUCCGCCCUCAGGAGCAGGAGAUGGUAGAUGACCUUGAUCACUACACCAAUACUUACCAAAUCUAUUCCAAGGACCCCAAGAACUGUCAUGAAUUCCUUGGCUCACCAGAAGUCAUAAACUGGAAACAACAUUUGCAGAUUCAAAGUUCACAAUCCAACCUGGAUGAGGUGAUAGAAAAUCUUGUAGCUGUUAAACUGAGUCAGGUCAAGCGAACACAAUGCUUCCUCUAUAUGAUCCUUCAGACAGCAAAGAAAUUGGUGCCUUCCCUGCUGAAUGCAAAGAAGUUAUCUCCAAGUGGGGGCACGCAUGAUUCCAUCAACCAAGAGAUGUUUAAACUCUCAUCCCUGGAUGUCACACAUGCUGCCCUGGUGAAUAAAUUCUGGCAUUUCGGCGGCAAUGAGAGGAGCCAGAGAUUCAUUGAGCGCUGUAUCCAGACCUUCCCCUCCUUCUGUCUGCUGGGGCCCGAGGGGACCCCUGUGUCCUGGACCCUGAUGGACCAGACAGGAGAGCUGCGGAUGGCAGGCACUGUGCCUGAGUACCGAGGACACCGUCUCGUCUUUCACGUCAUCUGUGCCCAGAUCCAGGCUCUGGAGAAACUUGGCUUCCCCAUGUAUUCCCACGUGGAUAAAGCCAACCACAGCAUGCUAAGACUGAAUCUCAAAAUCCAGUGUGUCCCUAUGCCCUGUGACUGGAACCAGUGGCAAUGUGUGCCUCUGUGACAAGACAGUGUUGGGUGGGCUGCUCUUGUAGCAGGAGGAACAUAUGGAUGAAUGGACAGAAAGAAUACAUUGUCAUCAGUGGUAAUGAAGUGGUCUCUCAGGACAGGCUCAAUCUUAAUACUCCACCUUCCUAGGCUCCCCCUAGCUUCCUCCUUGGAAAGCUGCCCAGCCAGCAUAGCUCCCAUAUUUCCAGGGUCUUCCUCACACUUCAUAUCAGUUGCAUGUUUUCCUAUGUUGUCCUUCCUGGAACUCUUGUUCAUUGAUUGACUCUUGCCAAUUUGCCAGGAGGUGGUAAUAUUUGCUGGGUUCUAUAAUUUUUCCUUCUGGCUUUCUUUUUAAUGUUGGCAGGAGAGUAAUCUAUCUUUUCAGCUGGUCAUCCUUCCCCAGGUCACAUCUCAAGCCUUAUAUUAUAAUCACAUGAAAUAUAACACACACACACAUAUCAUAUAACUUGAGGGUAUUAUGCAAAUGAAAUAAGUCAGAUGGAGAAAGACAAAUACUGUAUAAUAUCAUUCAUGUGUGGAAUAUUAAAACAAACAAAUGAAACAAAACUCAUGGACACAAACUGCAGAUUGGUGGUUAUCGGAUGGAAAGGGGGUAGAAGGGCAAAACAGUAAAUGGGAUCAAUUAUAUGGUGACAGAGGGAAACUAAACCUUUCCUGGUGAGCAUGCUGUAGUGUAUACAGAUGUUGAAUUAUAAUGUUGUAUACAUGACACUUAUAUAAU